This is a messenger RNA of Ictidomys tridecemlineatus (thirteen-lined ground squirrel), 12260 nucleotides long. The record is from RefSeq and is a predicted model, not a curated record. NCBI's taxonomy places the organism in Eukaryota, Metazoa, Chordata, Mammalia, Rodentia, Sciuridae.
GCUUUCCGUGUUACUCUGAAUGUUAAGAAGAACAUCCGUGAAUCAUUCACUCUGUUAACGCUGCGCCAUUAGAAACCUAAGAACCAGUUCUUCAGCAAUUUGCUCUAACAGAAGAGUAAAUUAAACUGCGCCACAGGAAAAAAAAUUGUAUAUUUUUUUUCCUAAAGGAAUCUUACAAUCUCUGUUUGCUGCAGUAUUUUGAAAAAAAAAGCUUCUGUCAAGAAACCUAAUGAAAAGAACUCGUCUGUAUAAUCUUUCUUGAAAUCAUUAGUUGUUCAAAACAAAUACCACAGUGCUUCUCUGGAUACAAAAAGAAGCAGGUGAUGUUGUUAGGGGUUCUAAGCCCCUUUGGGAGCACCUCUUGUGCAUUGGGACCAUAAUCAACAUCUGUUAUAAGAAGUGUCACCUGUAAUGCACAGUAAGUUCUGGGCAGUGUGAAGAGCUAGCUGAAGAAGAUUUGAAGAGUGGAUCAUUACUGAUGUAUCAGGUCUGAUAGCAACAUAACCAGUAAAUAAGCCUGAAAAGGGGAAAUACUACAUAGUAUUGACUAAUGAGGAAGAAAAAUGAAAGGCUCCCCUCUGAGGAAGGCAAAGUUUGUUGAGAGCCCACGAAUUCCAGAAUCCGAGCUUGGCUCCCCAACCCUCACUUCAGCUCAGAAACUGGACGUGGACACAUACUGCCCUGGUGAUGCUGAACAGGAACUUGGUCCCCCUCCAUCUGUAGAUGAGGCAGCAAACACACUCAUGACUCGUCUAGGUUUCCUUCUUGGAGAGAAAGUCACAGAAGUUCAGUCAGGUGACCAAUACAGCAUGGAGGUACAAGAUGAAAGUCAGACCUCAGCAAUCACCCAGCGGAUAAGUCCCUGUUCGACACUAACAAGCAGCACUGCCUCUCCACCAGCCAGUAGCCCCUGCUCUACCCUCCCACCAGUCAGUACAAAUGCUACUGCUAAGGAUUGUAGCUAUGGGGCUGUUACUAGUCCAACCUCCACCCUUGAAAGCAGAGAUAGCGGCAUCAUUGCUACUUUGACAAGCUAUUCUGAAAACAUGGAACGCACAAAAUAUGUGGGAGAAAGCAGUAAAGAAUUAGGAUCUGGAGGAAACCUAAAACCUUGGCAGACUCAAAAAUCCAGCAUGGACUCCUGUCUAUAUCGAGUAGAUGAAAACAUGACUGCUUCUACCUAUAGUCUGAAUAAGAUCCCAGAGAGAAAUUUGGAAACAGUUUUAUCUCAGUCAGUGCAGUCUAUUCCUUUGUAUCUUAUGCCACGGCCAAAUUCAGUAGCAGCCACCAGCUCUGCCCACUUGGAGGAUCUUGCAUACUUGGAUGAGCAGAGACAUACACCUUUGAGAACUUCUCUUCGAAUGCCAAGACAGAGUAUGGGUGGUGCACGAACACAGCAGGAUUUAAGAGUUCGCUUUGCACCAUACAGGCCUCCAGAUAUCUCCCUGAAGCCACUGCUCUUUGAAGUACCCAGUAUCACUACAGAGUCGGUGUUCGUUGGCCGGGAUUGGGUUUUCCAUGAAAUAGAUGCUCAACUUCAAAGUUCAAAUGCCAGCGUGAACCAAGGAGUGGUGAUUGUGGGAAACAUUGGAUUUGGCAAAACUGCCAUCAUCUCUAGGCUGGUGGCCCUCAGCUGCCAUGGUACACGGAUGAGACAGAUCGCCUCAGAUAGCCCACAUGCCUCCCCCAAACAUGUGGAUGCCAACAGAGAGUUGCCACUCACACAGCCACCUUCAGCUCACUCAUCUAUCACAAGUGGGAGCUGCCCAGGAACUCCAGAAAUGCGUAGGCGACAGGAAGAAGCUAUGCGAAGAUUAGCCUCACAGGUGGUUGCCUAUCACUAUUGCCAAGCAGAUAAUGCCUAUACCUGCCUGGUACCAGAAUUUGUCCACAAUGUUGCUGCCCUGCUCUGCCGCUCACCUCAGCUGACAGCUUAUCGGGAGCAGCUUCUUCGGGAGCCUCACCUGCAGAGCAUGCUAAGCCUUCGAUCCUGUGUUCAAGACCCCAUGGCCUCCUUUCGGAGAGGAGUCCUGGAGCCCCUGGAGAAUCUCCACAAAGAGAGAAAAAUCCCAGAUGAAGAUUUCAUCAUUUUAAUUGAUGGACUAAAUGAAGCAGAAUUUCACAAACCGGAUUAUGGGGAUACAAUUGUAUCAUUUCUGAGUAAAAUGAUUGGAAAAUUUCCUUCUUGGCUCAAACUAAUUGUAACAGUUAGGACCAGUUUACAGGAGAUUACCAAGUUGCUGCCUUUCCAUAGGAUUUUUUUGGAUCGACUAGAAGAGAAUGAAGCCAUAGACCAGGACCUGCAGGCUUACAUCCUGCACCGGAUACACAGCAGCUCAGAGAUCCAGAAUAACAUUUCACUUAAUGGCAAAAUGGACAAUACUACAUUUGGCAAGCUCAGUUCUCAUCUCAAGACCCUCAGUCAAGGGUCCUAUCUAUACCUGAAACUUACAUUUGACCUCAUAGAGAAAGGAUAUUUAGUGUUAAAGAGCUCUAGCUACAAAGUAGUUCCUGUUUCACUCUCAGAGGUUUAUUUACUCCAGUGCAAUAUGAAGUUCCCAACCCAGUCUUCUUUUGACCGGGUGAUGCCUCUCCUGAAUGUGGCAGUGGCCUCUCUCCACCCACUGACUGAUGAGCAUAUCUUCCAGGCCAUCAAUGCGGGUAGCAUUGAAGGCACACUAGAAUGGGAAGAUUUUCAGCAGAGAAUGGAGAACCUCUCCAUGUUCCUAAUCAAGCGCAGAGACAUGACUCGUAUGUUUGUACAUCCUUCUUUUCGAGAAUGGCUUAUCUGGAGAGAAGAAGGAGAGAAAACCAAAUUUCUCUGUGAUCCCAGGAGUGGUCACACAUUACUUGCCUUCUGGUUUUCUCGCCAAGAGGGAAAACUAAACCGACAGCAGACUAUUGAAUUGGGACAUCACAUCCUCAAAGCACACAUCUUUAAGGGUUUGAGUAAAAAAGUUGGAGUAUCAUCUUCCAUCCUCCAAGGUCUCUGGAUCUCUUAUAGCACAGAAGGUCUUUCCAUGGCAUUGGCAUCUCUACGAAAUCUCUACACUCCAAAUAUAAAAGUCAGCCGACUGCUGAUUUUGGGAGGUGCCAAUAUUAAUUACCGGACAGAGGUUUUAAAUAAUGCUCCAAUUCUAUGUGUUCAGUCUCAUCUUGGUUACACAGAAAUGGUGGCCUUGCUUUUGGAAUUUGGGGCCAAUGUAGAUGCCUCUUCUGAAAGUGGCCUGACUCCUUUGGGAUAUGCCGCAGCAGCAGGGUUCCUGAGCAUCGUGGUGCUACUCUGCAAGAAACGGGCCAAGGUGGAUCACUUGGAUAAGAAUGGACAGUGUGCUUUGGUUCAUGCUGCACUCAGAGGUCAUCUGGAGGUCGUUAAGUUUUUGAUUCAGUGUGACUGGACAAUGGCCGGCCAGCAGCAAGGAGUGUUUAAAAAGAGCCAUGCCAUCCAGCAGGCCCUCAUUGCUGCAGCCAGCAUGGGUUACACUGAGAUUGUCUCCUACCUACUUGAUCUUCCAGAAAAAGAUGAAGAAGAAGUAGAGCGAGCACAGAUCAACAGCUUUGACAGUCUCUGGGGAGAGACAGCCCUGACAGCUGCAGCCGGAAGAGGCAAACUGGAGGUAUGCCGUCUGCUCUUGGAGCAAGGCGCAGCAGUGGCCCAGCCAAACCGCCGAGGGGCAGUGCCCCUGUUCAGCACUGUUCGCCAGGGCCACUGGCAGAUUGUUGAUCUUCUACUUACCCAUGGAGCUGAUGUCAACAUGGCAGACAAGCAAGGUCGUACUCCCCUGAUGAUGGCUGCUUCUGAAGGCCAUCUGGGAACUGUGGACUUUCUUCUUGCACAAGGUGCCUCUAUUGCUUUAAUGGACAAAGAAGGAUUGACAGCCCUCAGCUGGGCUUGUUUGAAGGGUCAUCUCUCAGUAGUACGUUCUCUGGUGGAUAAUGGAGCUGCCACAGACCAUGCCGACAAGAAUGGCCGCACCCCACUGGACUUGGCAGCUUUCUAUGGUGAUGCUGAGGUGGUCCAGUUCCUGGUGGAUCAUGGAGCCAUGAUUGAGCAUGUUGACUACAGUGGGAUGCGCCCUCUGGAUAGGGCAGUGGGGUGCCGGAACACUUCUGUUGUUGUCACUCUCCUGAAGAAAGGAGCUAAAAUAGGUUGUCAGACGUUACCGAGUCGCCCACGAGGUCCAGCCACAUGGGCGAUGGCUACCUCCAAACCAGACAUCAUGAUCAUCCUGUUGAGCAAGCUGAUGGAAGAGGGGGACAUGUUUUAUAAGAAAGGUAAAGUAAAGGAGGCUGCCCAGCGCUACCAGUAUGCUCUGAAGAAAUUCCCUAGAGAAGGGUUUGGUGAGGACCUGAAAACCUUCCGGGAACUAAAGGUGUCUCUCCUCCUCAACCUCUCUCGAUGUCGCAGGAAAAUGAAUGAUUUUGGAAUGGCGGAGGAAUUUGCUACUAAGGCCCUGGAGCUGAAACCGAAAUCUUAUGAAGCUUACUAUGCAAGAGCAAGGGCAAAACGCAGCAGCAGACAGUUUGCAGCAGCCUUAGAGGACCUGAACGAAGCCAUCAAGCUGUGUCCAAACAACCGAGAGAUCCAGAGACUUCUGAUGAGAGUGGAAGAGGAGUGUAGACAGAUGCAGCAGCAGCAGCAGCCGCCUCCACAGCAACCUCAGCAACAGCUACCAGAAGAAACAGAACCUGAACCACAGAAUGAAGAUGUAUACUCUGUACAAGAUAUAUUCGAGGAGGAGUACCUGGAACAGGAUGUAGAAAAUGUUUCCAUCGGCCUCCAGACAGAGGCUCGGCCCAGCCAGGGGCUCCCGAUAAUCCAGAGCCCACCCUCCUCUCCAGCCCAUCGGGAUUCAGCCUACAUCUCUAGCUCACCUCUUGGCUCUCACCAGGUUUUUGACUUCCGGUCCAAUAGUUCUGUAGGUUCUCCCACUAGACAGGGAUAUCAGUCCACCUCACCUGCUCUUUCUCCAACUCACCAGAAUUCUCAUUACAGGCCUAGUCCACCACAUACUUCCCCAGCUCAUCAGGGUGGAUCUUAUCGGUUUAGCCCCCCUCCUGUGGGAGGGCAGGGCAAAGAAUACCCAAGCCCUCCCCCUUCCCCACUCCGCCGAGGCCCUCAGUAUAGGGCCAGCCCUCCAGCUGAAAGCAUGAGUGUCUAUAGAUCCCAAUCUGGUUCACCCGUGCGCUAUCAGCAGGAAACAAAUGUUACUCAGCUUCCUGGCAGACCAAAAUCUCCAUUAUCCAAGAUGGCCCAGCGUCCUUACCAGAUGCCUCAGCUUCCUGUGGCAGUUCCCCAGCAAGGGCUCAGGCUCCAGCCUGCCAAGGCCCAGAUUGUGAGAAGUAACCAGCCCAGCUCAGCAGUUCAUUCAAGCACUGUCAUCCCCACAGGAGCCUAUGGCCAAGUCACCCAUUCAAUGGCCAGUAAAUACCAGUCUUCACAAGGAGACAUAGGAGUCAGUCAGAGCCGACUGGUUUAUCAAGGGUCAAUUGGGGGGAUUGUAGGAGAUGGGAGGCCUGUGCAGCAUGUCCAAGCCAGCCUGAGUGCAGGUGCCAUCUGUCAGCAUGGAGGGUUGACCAAAGAAGAUCUUCCACAGCGACCUUCCUCAGCAUAUCGUGGUGGUAUGAGAUACAGCCAGACACCCCAGAUUGGGCGUAGCCAGUCAGCAUCCUAUUACCCAGUCUGUCACUCAAAACUAGAUCUGGAGCGUUCUUCCAGCCAAUUAGGUUCCCCUGAUGUGUCACAUUUAAUCAGAAGACCUAUCAGUGUCAACCCUAAUGAAAUCAAACCCCAUCCACCAACUCCCAGGCCGCUGCUGCACUCCCAGAGCGUGGGCCUUCGCUUCUCUCCAUCUAGCAAUAGCAUCUCAUCCACCUCCAACCUAACUCCUACCUUCCGGCCUUCUUCCUCAAUUCAGCAAAUGGAAAUCCCACUGAAACCGGCAUAUGAUAGGUCAUGUGAUGAGCUGUCACCAGUGUCUCCCACUCAGGGAGGUUAUCCCAGUGAGCCCACUCGAUCCAGGACCACACCAUUCAUGGGGAUCAUAGAUAAAACAGCCCGGACUCAACAGUACCCCCACCUUCACCAGCAGAAUCGGACCUGGGCAGUGUCGUCAGUGGAUACUGUUCUUAGUCCCACGUCUCCAGGCAGCCUGCCUCAGCCUGAGUCUUUCAGUCCACCUUCAUCCAUCAGCAACAUUGCCUUUUAUAACAAAACCAACAAUGCACAGAAUGGCCAUUUGCUGGAGGACGAUUAUUAUAGCCCCCAUGGGAUGCUGGCUAAUGGGUCUCGUGGAGACCUGUUGGAGAGAGUCAGCCAGGCCUCCUCUUAUCCUGAUGUGAAGGUGGCUCGGACCCUACCUGUGGCUCAGGCAUACCAGGACAACCUGUACAGGCAGUUGUCCCGGGACUCUCGACAAGGGCAGACAUCCCCUAUCAAACCAAAGAGACCAUUUGUGGAGUCUAAUGUUUAAAAGACAUUUGUUGGAGUGAGACCCAUAUGUUUUCACUGCACAUUUUCAGGCUUGGUUUCCACAUUUGAGGUAGUUCUCUGGCUUAAUUUCUCAUGUAGUUUCUGUGUGGUGUUCAGAGGUGGCAGCCCACAUGCUGAAAUUCUUUGCAUGCAGCCGACUGGGAAGCUGGCCUCUGGUGAGCCAGAACUUUAGUUUCUCUGGUCUGUGCCCCAGCCACAUGCUCUCUCCCUCUCUUCAGAUGCCAACGAGGAGAUUUUUGUGCCGUGUGCUUUAACCCAGGGAGAUCAGACAUACUGGUCAGCUUUUUCCAGGAGACAAUCGCUUUCACUGAUGUUCUUGUUGUAUAAAUGUCUUGUUUUCUUUUUUAAAAAGUAAGAUGUUCUUGUUCGUUUUCUUCUAGGAAUUUUAGAAAGAGUGUGAUGCCCCUUUGCCUUUGCAUUCUUAUCCAGUGUUAUCCAAAUAGCCAGCCCCAGUGCAUUUGUGUGCCAUGGUCUCUUCCCCCAGACUGUCAGCCAGCUCCAUGCAGUCAUCAGAUCUAGAAUGUUCAUUCGCAUUAUUACUGGUCUUCCUGUGGGGUAAAAGAAUCAAGGAGGGAGAGAGAGAGAGAAGAAAUAAGUCUGUUAAACUGGAAGAAAGGGACUGGGGAUAUACCUCAGAGGUGGAGACUUGCCUAGCAUGCACAAGGCCCUGGGUGCAAUCCCCAGCACUGCCAAAAAAAAGUCGGGGUGGAGGGGUGCGCAAAAUAAUUAUUUAAAAUGUCACUACGUUGGUUUUCUAAGAGGCAUUUUAAUCUACUGAUCUGAUUUUCCAGGGGUGGGGAAGGGAAUAAACACACAGAGAGAGGGCGAGAAAAGAAAGAUUAUUCUGAAUUCUCGGUGAAAUGCUAUAGAAAGUCUAUCUUUUAAAAAGUCUACAUUUUAGAUCCUGAAACACUGAGCAUUUGAUUCUGCAAAAACGAGCUUCCUGAAGGUUGGCUGGUACGAUAAGCCUUUUAGCUGUAUCUUCACCUAGAGCCAGAUUUUGUUCUGUUGGCCCUCUUUGUUCAAACCCAGAUGGUGUUAUGAGGAACUUGGUUCUUUGAGAAGCUAAUCGGAUUCUCUUGGGACUGUUACAUUGAUUGCCAGGAUUUCUACCCAGGGCCAUUGCAUUCCAUGCCUGUUGUUAUCUAAUUCCAUUUUGAGAUCUGUAGCUUCAUUUUAUACUAUUAGAGGAAUUUUUUUUCUUUUUCUAGGAGUGUUUAUGGGGGUGAUAUUUAAAAAUCAUACACAGCAAAAAAUGUUUCAGGGUGAAGACCGACCCCUUUUUGCCCUGUCUUCUAGCCCUGAGUUGGGGCACAACACAGAUGGCAGGUUUCUGCUCUAGUCACUCUCUACACAUCUUCUAGGUCUUGUGGUUGUUCGCUCACCUGACCUUUGAGUGAUGGAGGCCACCAUGAAAUGGACAGCAAUACCACUGUGACCAAAGCCUUAGCACAGUCCUGGCACUGGCUGCACUCAAUUAAGAAACUCCACCUGACAAACUAACCUGCUGAAAUUCAACAAAAGAGCAUUAGUUCUCUGCUAUUAGGAAUCAUUCUGCUCUUGUUAGUAAAGGGCUACAGAAAGAGCAGUUUCCUGAAUAAAAUCCAACUGUGACCAGACCUGUUUGUAGUUAAGUAUUCAGAAAGGAUCAUUAAGACAUGGGGAGCAUAAAGCUGAGAUCAGAAACAUCUCUACUGACUAAGAUCCUACCAAAUAGAUGGACCCCUGAGCCCCAAGUCCCAAGCCUGAACAGGCCAGGAUUCACCUCUGUGUGCCGGAAGCAAACAAUGGGGCCAACUGAAGACCCAGACACUUUUUCACCUGGUGUGUAAGGACUGCCUGCUACUCAACUAGACCUGGGUGGGCAGCAGUGGCCUCUACCCAUCGAUCUCUCUCCAUCCCACAUCAGGAAGAUGAAGUGUGGGCUAAGGGUGUAGCUCAGUGGUAGAGUAUUUGCCUAGCAUGCGUGAGUCCCUGGGUUUGAUUUCCAGCAUCCCAAAAAAAGGAAAGAAGAAGAUGAAGUGGUAUCAGCCUGUAGCUAGGAACCUAGCAGCCUCAGGUGUCUUUUUGGCCAGGCCUCAGGCCUGUUGGUCUAUUUGCAUCUCAUCCCAUUUUAACCACCUCUUAGUGGGGAGCUGCUACGUUUUGAAGAAUUUCUUAGUCUAUUAGAAAAGUGUCCCUGCUUAUUAAACAACACAUACCACCUGCACUUGUCUGUCCAGGUGGGGAAGCAAGUCAUGAUUUUACAGAUAUGCCAUUGAUGCCACCUCUCCCCAGGGUCUCCUCUAGGUUUUCCAGUACAAACAAAGAGAUUCGGGGUCUACACCCUAUCAGGCAAGAAAUCUAAAAUGUCAAUAGUCAACAUGCAAUUUCUAUUUUAGCCAUGCAAAAGGGUGUAGAUAUCACUUCUGGACUCCAGUUGUUUUUGAUCAGAAAAUGCCAACAGGAGUUAAUUGGGGCAAGAGACAAGGUAUUUCCUUGGAAGCAGACUGCCUGUGCCCUGUUUUGCUACUUCACUGCCAUGGGAUGAUCUUAGUACUGUAUUUUAGAGAUACCCCUUCCACAGCAACAAACAUUUGCCGAAUUAAUGUCUGGCUUCAGGUGGGAGGAAAUGUUUCAAAGGAACCUGGUAAGUUCCAUUCACCCAAUUCACAUCACUCCCUGAAAUGGAGACAGAGGUGACAACUUCAGCUUAUAGGUUUCUCACCAAAUCAUAUGUUCCAUUUGCCUAGAAUCCUUGCACUAAUGGGUUUCCAUCACAUCCUGUCUAUAAAUGGGUGCACUUUACUGUUUGAAUUUGUAACUCUGAUAAAUACUGGAUAUUUAAUUGUGAGUAGUGUCUUCAUUAGAAAUAAGCAGAAUCGCUCUUGUCUUUUAGUGUAUUUUUCAAGAAAAAAAAACAAGGAAAAGAAAGAAAUCAAGCAGUGGAUCACAACAUUUAUAGCACAAGAAAUAACUGUUGUAUAUAAGCAUCAAAAAGAUUUAAGAAUUUUUAAAUACAAAAAAUAUUUGCAGUGAUUUUAAAGUGCUUUUCCAGCAAUUUUCUUAGGGACUCCUGAGACAUGGUUACUUUAUUUACUGGAUCAGUAAGGCACACAGUUAACAAUUAAAAAUUAAUGUUUAUUUACAAAGUAAAGGGAAAACCUGUGUAACAUGAGAAUUUGGCAUGGACAAAAUGGAGACCAUUUUGUAUCUGCUGUUGUAUCUGUCUGGGUUGCAGAUGUGCACUAUUAAAGUCCCAAGUUAAUAGAGCACAAACCCUUCUUGUUCCUCUCCUCUGCACCCUCUUUUUAGAUGUGUUUAGCUUAAACUUGAUGGCUCAGGAAAACUCCACUAAUUAGAAUCGUGUAUAGUCAAUGUCCAGAUAUACAAGUUUGCCAAUUUUGGUUAAGCCUGGAUUAUUAAACACUUUUACUAAAUUAUUAUAAACAGAACAGCUUAGAGAAAGGUGUUCUCAGUCCUUAUAUUGUAUAGUAGUUUAUGAACCCCUCUAAAUAUUGGUAUUUUUAUAUUCCAGAGAUGUACCCAAUAGAAAAAUUAAAAAUUAAUUAGUGUCUAAUUUAAUAUCCAUAAGUAUUUUUCCUUGAGAUUUAGUCACAUACAGUGGAUAUGUGGAUGUCACUUGUGCUUCACCAUGCUUUACCACUAGGUGUCGCUGUGGCUCUGCACCACAUUUGUCUGGUAAAAAAAAAAAAAAAAAAAAAAAAAUGGCAGCAUCCCCUCCUGAGGAGCCGCUUCCAGGGCAGCAGGCAGGCCCAUAGAUUCAGAGGUUCAGGAAGAAGGGAACACAGACCUGGAAGGGGUCUUCAUGCAUUCAUGCCAGUUAUAGCAAGACAGACAGCACUAUCUGCUUUGGACCUUCAGCCAGGCAGAGGCUGGGAGAAGGCCGGAGCUCCCUUGCUCUGGUGGAUGGAUGGGUAUGCAGAGGACCUUUUUCUUCCCCCUGAACAUCCCUCCUCUCAGUUCCUCUCAGCCACCAACUUUUGUAACUCCAGAAGUGUUAUAGUUGGGUGGUUUAAUUCAAAGAUAGUUAUUUUUCUACUGCAGAAAUGCCUUGGACAAAACCAGUUGCUCAUUGAAUCUUUGCCACAAAACAACAUGCUCCCCCCAGGGGCAGGAUGUGCCCACCCCUGUGCCCCAUCUCCCACUGAGGCUCCCAGUGCUCAGCAGCCUCGCCCACCCCACCUGUGUGUCCUCAGGCUGCCCACUUCUCAAGAAGCAGACCUGCAAAGGCAGCCUGCUGCAGCCUCCACGAAGAGGGCUGCCACCCUGCUGCAUGCUUGCUGAGAGGUGAGGCUGCUUUUCUCUAGGAAUUCCAGACCAACCAUAUACCAUAACUAACAACAAUGAACAAAAGGGCUUAGGGGUAAGAGCUACCUACAAAGACGUGUCAUGGAAACCUUCACCAUGCAAUGCCUUGAACUCAGCUCUGGCUGCUCCCAAGAAAAGGUGGCUGGCUGGGAGCCUGGACACAAGCACAAUGGGGCUGGUGGAGCCACUGUGCGGAGCUACUUGAAUUAUCACUGGGUCUUCAUCAACUCCUUUUAUAAUACAGACCACUCAAGGGCUGAAGUGUUGGUAACCUUCAUUUCGGUGUCCAAUGCCUCACAGCAGCUGAGCCACCCUGAGAUGCUUGUGGCCACAUGAUUGCCACAGUCAGAGCUUUGAAAGUCAGUACCAAAUGAAUGCAUAAUUGGACACCAAAAAUCAAGUGUUACUUUCAUGUUUCCUCACCCCGUCAUCUCAUUUCCUCCUGCUGACUCUGUGAUGCCUACACUAAGCUGACCAGUCAGGCUGUGGCUGGGUGCAUAUGGAUGCAGGCCAGCAUCGCUCUCAUUUUUUAAGAUAGACCUACUCUGUGGACAGGAAGUGGCCUAGCUGCUUAGUUGUUGUAGCACCUACUGGCUGAAUUUUUCUUUGCUAACCAUUAACCAGGAAAUUUGGCAAGGAGGACUCAACUCACUUCGUCAGUCCUCAGGACCAGAGUAAAUUCUGCAAAAUUCAGUACUUGAAUGUACCUGCCUUACUGUGUACCAAUUUACUGGGGUAAGAAAAGAGAGAGAGAGAUGCCGGCUCCAGAUCUCCACUCCAUUCACAGAUUAUUUUGGAAAUCCUGUAAGUCACACUUCCUGUUCUGGGUUUUUGUUGUUAUUUACCUUUGGCUGAUUCCUGCUGAGUGGGGCCAGUUCCUUGUCAGGCUCAGGGCAGGUGCCAUUCUCAGGCAUGGCCUCCUUUCCAUCUAGCACAGCAUCUGUGUCUCUGUUCUGUCUCCUCCAAAUCCAAGAUGAUUUUAAUUAGUACAGACAUGUACAGUCUACAAUUAAAGAGUGAUUUGUACUAAUAUGAUUUUGAUUCUUCCUCUUUGCUGUCCUUUCAAGACACUUGCUGGAAAAAGCUUUAAUGCACUUAGUUUUCCUUUAGGUUUUCUAUAACUCAGAUGUAAAGGACUUUCUCUGUACAGUAUAUUAUCCAAUGCAUGUUUGUUCUCUAUCCUGAUAUAUUGAACACCACACAGUCGUGAACUCGUGCAGUGGGGAUGCCCCACACCCAGACGAGGCCUCUAGCCCCGUAAUUAAGGAAGACACUUUCCUUUGCUGUACUUGCUUGAGCAGUUUUAUUGUCUGUACAUGUGAGCUGUGUGAGAUAGAUGUGAAAAGUUCAAAUGAAUGCAUUUUCCUGCCCCAUGUAUACAGAGCGUCAUCUGUACAAUGAGCUGUAUGUAUGAAAGCAAAUGUACUUAUUUAUAAAUGGUUAACACUUGGAAAAA